GUAGGUCCAUGCCCAGGAUCCAAACCCACGAACCCCAGGCCGUCCACCACUGGGCCAGCCCCUGGGGAUGAUUUUUUAACAGUGCACUCUUAAAAGUGACUAUUUGUUUCCCUGGUUCCCCCAGUGUUUACUGAGGGCUGUCCAAGCCAUCUUCAGACACUAGGUCCUCUCUAACGGUCGUGUUCCCUGAGCAGUGGGGUGGCUUGGAGGUGUAAACCAGAGAGGCCCAAGGGAGGGAUAGUUUGCAGACUUCUGAUCUUUUCUCAGUUUGUGUCCAUCUGGUCCAAGGACCACAGGCCGCAGGCUUUGUUUGUUCUGUAUAGUACUUUUUUGUUGCUCUUUUAAUGUGAAUUAGUUUCCACCAUUUAAAAAUAAGGGAAUUUUAUUUAAAAAUCUAGAUUUCUGGCUCUACUUAAAAAAAAAUCUAAGACCUAACAGCACCGGCCCCACAUUCCUACAUGGCGGGAGUUGAUUAGAGCUAAACGGUGAGUUCUCCUUUUAAACAGGGGAUGUGCUUUCCAACUCACCAUAGUCUUCACCAGCCUGCUUUGUUCCCACCUGGCCCUGUAAGCGUCGUGUUUGAGACCCUGCUCUGUUCCAAGGCUACACUUCGAGCGUUGGGCUUGGGGGAAGAAGCUGAAUUGAUGUUUAGUCAGCAGCUUAUUUGGGGGGCACCACGCUGUUGCUUAGGAAAAGUAACAACUUGGUAAAAGUUUAUGAGACAGAGUGCGCACCGCUUUGGUCUGUUUUUGGGUUUGGUCAUCUUUUUGCUGUAAAUGCUGUUGGCAUAUCAAACCUCUGGACACAAACGCUCCCUCUGAAAUAGCAACAUGCCCUUUCUCUCUGAUGAGUUGCCACCCCGUGAAGGAAUCCCUCCCACUCCCGAGGGAUGUUCAUCCAGCCUCUGCUUGACCACUUCCAGCGGCCAGGGAGCUUAUUACCUCCUCACUCGGCAGCCAGUUCCAUUCUUGGACAAAUACGUUAUUUUAAAAUUCUUCCUUAUGUUAAGGCAGCUGCUGUCUCCUUGGGGCUGAAAGCCGCAAAAUGUUGGAGCUGGGAAGGGAAACUGGUUUUUUCAGGCACGUGAGCUACCACUCAUCCAUCCUGCAUCCAGGGCAAACACUGAUAGUCAACCACAGUACUCUUCCUCACUGAGCCAGAAAGUAGAAUACAGCCUUAAAAUUUUUUAAAAAUUAAAGACUUUUUAAAAAAUUACAGAAGUAAUAUGUGUUCACUUGCCACUAGUGAAAAAGUACAAAGUUAUAUAAAGAAAGCGUUAAUAAUUCCUCUUUUCUCCAAGGUAGCCAGUAUGAACAGCUUAGGGUGUAUCCUACACGUUUCUCUAUACACAUACAUAUAUAGAUACUCAUAUAUGAGAUAUAUAAGGGUUCUUGUUUAUGGCUUUUUUUCUUUUUACAAAAAUGGCAUCGUAUUGUACCUAUUACUGUGCAGCUGUGGACAUCCCUCCAGGUCGGUAAAGAUCAAACACUAGAUAUAGAUUUUUUUUUUAUAUUCUGCUGUCAAGAUCAAGCAUGUUUUUAACAGCUGCAUAAUAUCCCAUUGUAUGAGGUGUGCCGCAAUUUGUUAAUCAUUCCCCAUUGAUGGAUAUUCCCCUUGCUUCAUUUCUUCAGGAUCCUCCUUACCACAGUGCUCCAGGCAGCCAGUACCAAUCGAUUGGAGUUAGCCUCUGAGGUACAGCCCGUUUGUCACAUCUAAACCAGUCCAGCUCCUUAUCUCACACGGCCUAGGGGAGAGAAGCAGACUAGCUCAAAGAUCACAGGGUUGACAUCCAAGCCAGUUCGCUCUGUUCGGGUGGCCCACAGAGGCUCUGCGAGGAGUCUGGAGAGGCGUGGCUGGACCAAGACCUCCCCCAAUGUGAGCAAGUUUCCUCCCUCCCCGCCACCCAUUGCCGCCACGCCAGGGAACGUCCUCAAGCCCUGGCCUUCAGGGGAGAGGUAACAGGAGCCCGGAGCCGAGACCAUGUGACGGCGCUGGCCCUCGCCACCGCCGUCACCCCCACCCUGGCCCCAGGCCCGGCACCAUGAUGUUCCGAGACCAGGUGGGCAUCCUCGCUGGCUGGUUCAAGGGCUGGAAUGAGUGUGAGCAGACGGUGGCCCUGCUGUCGCUUCUGAAGCGGGUCACCCGCACCCAGGCCCGCUUCCUGCAGCUCUGCCUGGAGCACUCGCUGGCAGAUUGCAAUGACAUCCACCUGCUGGAGUCGGAGGCCAACAGUGCUGCCAUCGUCAGCCAGUGGCAGCAGGAGUCCAAAGAGAAGGUGGUGUCCCUCCUGCUGUCCCACCUGCCCCUGCUUCAGCCAGGCAACACGGAGGCCAAGUCGGAGUACAUGAGGCUGCUGCAGAAGGUGCUGGCCUACUCAAUCGAGAGCAAUGCCUUCAUCGAGGAGAGCCGCCAGCUGCUUUCCUACGCCCUCAUCCACCCGGCCACCACCCUGGAAGACCGCAACGCGCUGGCCCUCUGGCUGAGCCACCUGGAAGAGCGGUUGGCUAGCAGCUUCCGCAGCCGGCCCGAGCCCACCUACCACUCGCGCCAGGGCUCAGAUGAGUGGGGGGGGCCCGCAGAGCUGGGCCCCGGGGAGGCAGGGCCAGGCUGGCAGGACAAGCCACCCCGGGAAAAUGGACACGUGCCCUUCCACCCACCCAGCUCUGUGCCGCCGGCCAUCAACAGUAUUGGGAGCAACGCAAAUGCAGGUCUCCCCUGCCAAAUACACCCCAGCCCGCUGAAGCGUUCCAUGUCGCUCAUCCCCACGAGCCCCCAGGCCCCUGGUGAGUGGCCGAGUCCAGAGGAGCUAGGGGCCCGGGCUGCUUUCACCACGCCCGACCACGCACCCCUCUCACCCCAGAGCAGCGUGGCCUCCUCUGGCAGUGAGCAAACGGAGGAGCAGGGCUCCAGCCGGAACACUUUCCAGGAGGACGGCAGUGGCAUGAAAGAUGUGCCCUCGUGGCUCAAGAGCCUCCGCCUGCACAAGUACGCGGCCCUCUUCUCCCAGAUGAGCUACGAGGAGAUGAUGACGCUGACUGAGCAGCACCUGGAGUCUCAGAAUGUCACCAAAGGUGCCCGCCACAAGAUAGCCCUGAGCAUCCAGAAGCUGCGUGAGAGGCAGAGCGUCCUCAAGUCCCUGGAGAAGGAUGUGCUCGAAGGCGGGAAUCUGCGCAACGCCCUGCAGGAGCUGCAGCAGAUCAUCAUCACCCCUAUCAAGGCCUACAGUGUCCUCCAGGCCACGGUGGCCGCCGCCGCUGCCGCCACCCCUCCUGCCAAGGAUGGGGGCCGGGGGGAGCUGCCGCCGCCAGGUGCUGAGCCUCCCCUGGCUCACCCCGGCACGGACAAGGGCACUGAGGCCAAGGACCCUCCAGCUGCAGAGAGCUACCCUCCUCCACCAGCUCCAGCUCCCACUGAUGGCAGCGAGCCAGCCCCGGCUCCCGUUGCUGACGGAGACAUCCCCAGCCAGUUUACACGGGUGAUGGGCAAAGUGUGCACCCAACUGCUGGUGUCCCGACCAGAUGAGGAGAAUAUCACCAGUUACCUCCAGCUCAUCGAAAAGUGCCUGACUCAUGAGGCUUUCACGGAGACGCAGAAGAAACGGCUGCUGUCCUGGAAACAGCAAGUGCUGAAGCUGCUCCGGACCUUCCCUCGCAAAGCCGCGCUGGAGAUGCAGAGCUACCGGCAGCAGAAAGGCUGGGCGUUUGGCUCCAACUCACUCCCCAUAGCUGGUUCUGUGGGGAUGGGGGUGGCCCGGCGGACCCAGCGGCAGUUCCCAAUGCCUCCCCGGGCCCUCCCGCCUGGAAGGAUGGGCCUUCUGAGCCCCUCGGGCAUUGGGGGCAUCUCCCCCCGCCAUGCCCUCACCAGCCCCAGCCUUGGGGGCCAGGGCCGACAGAACCUGUGGUUUGCCAACCCCGGAGGCAGCAACAGCAUGCCCAGCCAGAGCCGCAGCUCUGUGCAGCGCACCCACUCGCUCCCAGUCCACUCGUCGCCCCAGGCCAUUCUCAUGUUCCCUCCAGACUGCCCGGUCCCUGGGCCUGACCUGGAGAUCAAUCCCACUCUGGAGUCUCUGUGUCUGAGCAUGACAGAACACGCCUUGGGUGAUGGGACAGACAAAACCUCCACCAUCUGACAGGACCCACAGCCCAGCGCACCUAUAGGCUCCCUGGGCGGCGGGCGGGGACCAACCCCCAACGGGCUUCUCGGCAACAGCGAGCGGGUGGGCUGGCUCAGCUAUACAUUCUAAUAUUUUUCUACUCUCUCACCCUUUUAACUUUUGUUUAACAUUGGCACACGCCUUGCUCACUCCCAGGCCCGUCGAGGGAUCUCUGCUGAGGCCCAGGGAGGUAGGGGGCAGCCAGGAUGAAGGGGGCAGGGACUGGCCAGCCUGCCUGGCCCCUCCUUCCCUCAUCCUCUACCUGGCCCUGUCCCACCCUGCCUCCUCGAGACCGCCGGCCGCCUGCCCCUCCUGGGGGAGCAGCCUCCCCGUCUUCUGGGGCCUGCUCAGCACCAUCUGACAUCUGGGGAGGGACAGCGAGGUAGAUAACCUGCUCUCCUGAAUGUCAUUUGAGAGGAGGAGAGGAGCCUCUCCUCCGACCUCCUCCUUCCCAUUCCCGUCAUGCCCCGAGGACAGGAGCCACCCUCCUCUCACUCACCUCCUUUUGCCCUGUUUAUCAGAGGUUCUCUACAAUUAAUUUCUUAGGCCUAUUUAAGAUACAUAUUUAUAUAGUUCUUAACGGUUUUUCUCUCUGAUCAUUCCCUCUCAUUUUUAGAAUCCCCAGGCCUCUCUCUGAGCCAAGAAAGUGGCAGGGGGAGCCUGAAUUUUACGAGGAGAGAGGGCAGAGCCCCCUCCUCCAGACCCCCUAGCCCUUCCCCAUGCCCCCAGCCCUGGCUGCCCUGAUGCAGAGGUCGAAGGCGGGGAGCCGGGGCACCAGUGAGGUCAGGAAGUCUGUUGCCUUAACGUCCCCUUCCCCCACCAACACACACCCUUCUCCACUCCCAGGUCUGGGUGCUCAAAGACUUGGGGGUAAGGAAUAGGGAAAGGGGAUUGUUUGGUUUUUGGUUUCUUUCCCCAUCGCCCCUUUUCUUUUGACCUUCCCCCACCCCCCAUGCUGUCAUGACCUCACUUAAGUGGAACACUAUAUCAUAACCCAGAGUCGUCCCGGCCCCGCAGUCACACAGAUCCUCUGGUCCCUGUUCCUACUGAGGGGUUGUGCUGGGGCCCAGGUGGAGAGAGGGGAUUUGGGGGUUCAGCCUGUGGGGAAGCCAGGGUCCCCUAUUCCAACCCCCUCGUCCCCCUCAACCCACCCCCCUCACUGGGACAUUCUCAAGCUUUUCACACCGAAAAGGAAAAAAAAAAAAUGUUAUUUUUAGAUACAUUUUAUGAAUAACUUUUGUUAUGAAUAUGGCUGGUAACCAUUGUGUAUGUUAUUAAAGAUACAAAAUGUUGGGAAAAAA
Messenger RNA from Equus caballus (horse), 5454 nucleotides. It is a transcript of the gene SAMD4B, whose product is annotated as sterile alpha motif domain containing 4B. Gene Ontology annotation, cellular component: P-body. The record is from RefSeq and is a predicted model, not a curated record. Gene Ontology annotation, biological process: negative regulation of translation; regulation of mRNA stability; nuclear-transcribed mRNA poly(A) tail shortening. Gene Ontology annotation, molecular function: mRNA binding; protein binding; translation repressor activity. NCBI's taxonomy places the organism in Eukaryota, Metazoa, Chordata, Mammalia, Perissodactyla, Equidae.